AUAAGUGGGGCCUGUUGGGAACAGUACUUCUAAAAUGACAAAUAUGUCUGGAAGGCUGUGGCCCAAGGCCAUUUUUGCUGGCUAUCAGUGGGGUCUAUGGAACCAGAGGGAUCACACAGCUCUCCUGAAAGUUGAAGGUAUAUAUGCUCAAGAUGAAACUGAAUUCUAUGUAGGCAAGAGAGGUACUUACGUGUACAAAGCAAAGAACAACACAGUAACUCCUGAUGGAAAACCUAACAAAACCAGAGUAAUCUGGGGAAAGAUAACGGGUGUUCAUGGAAACAGUGGCAUGGUUCAUGCCAAAUUCCAAAGCAAUCUUCUUGCUAAGGCCAUUGGACACAAAAUCCGUGUGAUGCUGUACCUUUCAAGGAUUCAAACUUAUUGAAAAGUAAAUAAAUAAAAGUGUAGGAUUUGUUCUCUUGUUAAAAAAAAAUCAAACCACUUGGGUUGUAGUAAAAGCAGUAAUUUGAGGCAUGUUUCUAGCUCUAAAUGCAUAUAUCAAAAAGUAAAAAAUAUUGAAUAUGAAUGGUAUAAGCCUCCACUGUAAGAAACUAAAAGAAAGAACAUCAAUUUAAACCCAAAGAAGGUAUUUAAAAGGAAGUAAUAA
Molecule: messenger RNA, 607 nt
Organism: Physeter macrocephalus (sperm whale)
Lineage: Eukaryota; Metazoa; Chordata; Mammalia; Artiodactyla; Physeteridae
Product: 60S ribosomal protein L35a-like
Exons: 1
Coding region: 35-385 (116 amino acids)
Biological process (GO): ribosomal large subunit biogenesis; cytoplasmic translation
Cellular component (GO): cytosolic large ribosomal subunit; ribosome
Molecular function (GO): structural constituent of ribosome
Source: RefSeq, a predicted model, not a curated record